AUGAGGAAACUGUUGCUGCUGCUCGGGCUGACGGCCUUCUGUCUCUGUGCGUUUGUCGCCGCUGACGAACAACCCAACCGACAGGCAGACAAAUCAUCCCUGAAGGAGGAUGGCGUUCUACGGCUGAAUAAAGGGAAUUUCAACAGGGUACUGAGGAAAUAUAAGCAGCUGCUGGUGCACUUCUACGCUCCUCUGUCUGGAGAAGGCCAUCGUAUCUCAGCAGCGUUUGAAGGUGCUGCUGCAGAGCUGAAGGGGUCAGAGGUCAAACUGGCUGUAGUGGAUGUGGCAAAAGAGAAAGAGCUGGCCAAAGAACUCAACGUGACGGGCUUCGCCACAAUCCUGCUUUACAUUUCUGGAGAUAAACUCAACCCUGUACCCUGUCCUGUUCCUCAGAGCUCGGCCUCUAUCUUGACCUGGCUGAAGAGGCGCUCUGGGUCUGCUGAUGACCUCAUCUCUGAUCUUAGCCAAUCAGAGGCCUCAGAGGAGCUGACGGUGGUUGGAUUCUUCAAGGAGCUGAACAGCGAGUACGUCCAGAUGUUUUACGCUGCAGCGACCGACCUUCCUGACAUUAACUUUGCUGUGACACAGAACAAUGACGUUAUCAGCAAAUAUGGUCUCACACAUGAUGUUGUACUGCUGUUCAAAAAGUCUAAGCUCAUCCAGGCUUACAAAAUGAUGCCUGAGACAUCUAAAGAGAUGCUGAUCAUUUUUAUCACCGUCUACCAGAUGGAGCCUGCCACUGAGUACACCGGACAGACAUCCACUCAGAUACUAUCCUCACCUGUGUUAAACCAUGCCCUCCUGUUCGUCAACACGAGCUCUGCUGACUUUAAAGAGAUCCACUCUGCUUUUAACAGCGCUGCAGAAGCAUUCAGGUUAAAGAUGUUGUUUGUGUGGGUGAACGUGGAUGAGCCUCGUAACGGCAGGCUGAUGGAGUACUUCCAUGUUCGGGAGUUUGAGGCUCCUCUCAUACGGAUGGUCAACCUUACAGACCAUGUGACCUAUCACCUGCCUUCUGACACUCUGGAUGUACAGACCAUAAAAACGUUCUGCCAGUCCUACCUAGACGGCAAGGCUAAGCCUAAGAUGCAGAGUGAGCCGAUACCUGAAGGAUGGGACACACAGCCGGUGAAGGAGCUGGUGGGAAUGACUCUGGAGAAAGUGGGCUUUAACCCUGACAACACUGUUUUCGUCAUGUUCUAUCUUCCCUACAGUCCUGAGUCCCACGCUCUGUUUCCACUGUGGGAGGAGUUGGCCGAGGCCUUGAAGGAGCGAGAGGACGUGGUCGUCGCUCGCAUCGAUGCCUCAGCCAAUGACAUCGACAUGUCAAUGCAGGGCGCCUACCCAUCCCUCUGCCUGUUCCCUGCUCUACAUACUGAACGGGUGGUGGUUUACAACGGUAAGAGGAAGGUAAAGGACCUGCUGAAGUUUUUAGAUAAAGAGAUGAAGAAAGCCAAAAAAGACAGAGUGAAGGAGGAUGAGGACAGGAGGAAGUACAUUGAGGCCGCAAAAGCUGAAGAGGCAAAACAAGCCAACCAAACUAAAGACGAGCUUUAAUACAGAAACAAAGAGAGUAGUGUGUGUGUGUGUGUGUG
Gymnodraco acuticeps is the source of this 1595-nucleotide messenger RNA. RefSeq lists its product as uncharacterized. Lineage: Eukaryota; Metazoa; Chordata; Actinopteri; Perciformes; Bathydraconidae. The record is from RefSeq and is a predicted model, not a curated record. Gene Ontology annotation, cellular component: endoplasmic reticulum. The coding region runs from base 1 to 1557 and encodes 518 amino acids. Gene Ontology annotation, biological process: response to endoplasmic reticulum stress; protein folding. The transcript has 11 exons.